Mercurialis annua (annual mercury) is the source of this 1826-nucleotide messenger RNA. RefSeq lists its product as uncharacterized. Lineage: Eukaryota; Viridiplantae; Streptophyta; Magnoliopsida; Malpighiales; Euphorbiaceae. The transcript is spliced from 14 exons. The record is from RefSeq and is a predicted model, not a curated record. The coding region runs from base 165 to 1499 and encodes 444 amino acids. Gene Ontology annotation, molecular function: protein-arginine omega-N symmetric methyltransferase activity. Gene Ontology annotation, cellular component: mitochondrion.
AAUUGAAGUACCCCAUUCGGAAAUGGUGGCCAAUAGAAGAGAAGCACGCCAAUAAACGACAUGUCGACUCUGUCAAGCUUAUCCAACGACAAGUCGUUCUCUCUGCGAAAGCUGAACAAGGGUUUAAGAACUCUGUCAACAGAAACCUCCAGGCCCAAAAAAAAAUGAACACUCACCUCUCAAUUUCUCGAAAGCUUUGCUUUCUCUUCCAUGGAACUAAAGUGAUUUCAUAUGAAUCCAAAAUUUAUCCAGUUCGUGCCUUUUAUUCCACUGACAUUGUGGGUGAUAAACCAAUCCUGGUAAGGGAUUUUAUUCAUUCCGCAUUGUACCAUCCAAUUCAUGGAUAUUUUUCGCAAAGGUCGAAGUCCGUUGGUGUUCUUGAGAACACCAUAAAGUUUAAUCAGCUUCAAGGCAGAAAAUCUUAUAUAAGCCACUUGGAUAAAAUCUACAAGCAGAGUGAUAUAUCAUGGUUUACUCCAGUGGAGCUCUUUAAGCCUUGGUAUGCUCACGGCAUUGCUGAAGCCAUAAUGCGUACGGCCAACCUUUCCAUUCCACUAAAAAUAUAUGAAAUUGGCGGUGGAUCUGGAACUUGUGCGAAGGGCAUAAUGGAUUACAUAUUGUUGAAUGCACCUUCAAGAGUGUACAACAGUAUGACUUACACCUCAGUGGAAAUCAGUCCAUCACUUGCUGAAAUACAGAAAGAAACAGUUGGAGAAAUUCGUAGUCACUUGUCAAAAUUUAGAGUUGAAUGCCGUGAUGCAGCUGAUAAGAGUGGAUGGGGGGAGGGGGAGCAACAGCCAUGUUGGGUAAUUAUGCUUGAGGUUCUUGAUAAUCUUCCUCACGACCUUGUCUAUUCUGAAAAUCAAGUUUUGCCAUGGAAGGAAGUAUGGGUUGAAAAGCAAGAUGAUAGGAAAACACUCUCUGAAUUGUACAAGCCGCUGCAAGACCCAUUAAUUAAGCGUUGUCUGGAGAUCACUGAAUUAAGCAGUGAUAAAUCAAUAUCAACAGCAAGAAGUGUUUGGUCUAAGGUCUUCCCAAAACCCCGAAGACGUUGGUUACCAACAGGUUGCUUGAAUUUACUAGAAGUGUUGCAUGGAGCAUUACCAAAGAUGUCAUUGAUUGCUUCAGACUUUAGUUACCUUCCUGAUGUAAGCAUACCUGGGGAGAGUGCUCCUUUGGUUUCAACUAAGAAAGAUGGCCGAAGCUCUGAUUACAAAACCUAUCUGGAAGCAAAGGGCGAUGCUGAUAUAUUUUUCCCUACGGAUUUCUUGCUUUUGGAACAAAUGGACCAUUACUGUUCUGGGUGGCUGAAACCGCAGGGAGACGAACCUUCUAAACUUGGGAAGAAGAGACGAACACUUGCACUUGACACGUCAUCAUUCAUGGAAGAAUUCGGUUUGCCCACAAAGACAAGAACCAAGGACGGAUACAAUCCACUUCUCGACGAUUUCAAAAACACUAAAAUUUAUAUUAGUGUUCCUACACACAACAUAAAGUAGAGAAUCUACAGAAAGAAUGCACAUUUCCGCAACUUAAAAUUCCCAAGCGAGGAUGCAUCAGAUUGGGAGAAUCUCCGAGGUGCUAACAUAGAGCACCGGUCAAGUCGCCGAAGAGAGGUAUGCUAUAGAAAUAAAGAAAUACAGAUAAUAUGCACAUUAUUUGAAGGACAAUAGCAGUUUAUUUGUUACUGAUGGAAAUUUAAAUUUCUAUCAUGGAAUUUUUUGAACCAUGUAACAAAAACCAUAGAAAAGAAAAUGAGAGGCAGCUAAAAGGGUUGUUGUUGAAUCCAAUUUUCAGUAUCAAUGAAAGACAUGCUAGUUAACAAA